AUGAAGAACGAUUUCAACAGCUUCCUUGUUAUAGUAUUUAUCAUCUAUUGCCUAUUGGAAUUUCGGUCAGCCAAUCGAUGCUUUAAUAGUCCUCACUUCCUCAGCCAAUGGACGGACGUGGAAGCACAAAGAACAAGGAAACCUAUUACAUUGGAACACGAAUGUGGAGAUUUUCCCGCCAAAGUAGAGAUCCAGAUCCGACCUAAAACCGGAAACUGGACAAAUUUUUAUUUUCCCGGAAUCGGAUCUUCACAAAGAGAUGAUGAUAGAAAUGAAACAUACGGCGGAAUUGUAUAUAAAUACAACAAAGACGAAGUUGUUUUGAUUAUACCCGGUGUUAAUGACGGAUAUUCCUCAGGAACAAUAAUAUAUACAGGUGCGUCUACUUGGCGAGGCCCUGUUGCCCAAAAUGAAAGUCGAGCACAGGUACGAACUUUAGUCUGGUGCCCUGGUGAUCUACCGGAUACCUCAUACGAAUCACAAUGGAUCCCAUUCAAUAAUUCUGGAAAGGGUUCAUUCUUGGAAAUUCCUCAUAACCAAGGAAAUUUUCCUGAUUUAAUUACUGUGCAGAUCCGCCAAGAGGGCACUGAAUGGCUGUCGGACGGGAUAGGAUCUAUGUCUGCUCUAAAACCAGACACCAGUACAUCUUGGGGAGGAGUGAUAUACGGUUAUAAUAGAAGUCACGUGAGGGUAUGGGCACCAUAUCGUAAAAAUGGUCAACUCUUUUCUGCUAAUGAUGGUUGGGGUUCUGCAACAGAGUUAUGGUCACGUGGUCUAGUAAGAAUAAAAUCCUGGAAGGUUACAAAUAUGCACUACGUCACAACUCAGCUUAAUCAGAACAGCAACCAGGAAUUAUCUCUGAACACAAUAUACAACCAAAACGAGGAUUUAAUGAUAGUCAGAGUCCUUGCUGAUAAUGGGUAUAAUAAGGGUUUUCUAUUUCCGGCCUCUGGAGCAGUGCAGAAUGACGACAGUAUGUCUCCCUAUGGCGGCGUCAUCUACUCAGCUUCCAGUGAUACCCUGCGGAUCUGGACCCCAGUACUGUCUGGCUCUAGAUAUCUCAUCUACAUCAACGAUGACUGGGGAAAUUCAAUGUAUCCUCAGACUUCUAAAUCUGCCAAGCUUCUGAUUCAAAUUUGGAAAUCAUCCACAUGCGCAAUGUCCACAGCUCCUUCAGUUACUACUUCAACCUCUAACAACCUACAGUCCAGCGAUCCAAAUUCAGCAAACCAACAGAAAUCGAACCAAGCCCAAACAUCAAAAUUAUCCUCAGCUUCCUCUGUGAUACCGGCUGCUGUUGGUGGUAGUUUGCUAUUUUUGGCAGUGUCUGGGGCGGUGGUGGCCAUAGUAUUGUGGAAGAAGUACAGGAGGAAUAGAGUAGUCGGAGAGACCAAAGAAGAAGGAUGA
Saccostrea echinata is the source of this 1407-nucleotide messenger RNA. RefSeq lists its product as uncharacterized. The record is from RefSeq and is a predicted model, not a curated record. The coding region runs from base 1 to 1407 and encodes 468 amino acids. NCBI's taxonomy places the organism in Eukaryota, Metazoa, Mollusca, Bivalvia, Ostreida, Ostreidae. The transcript is spliced from 10 exons.